Molecule: messenger RNA, 2290 nt
Organism: Betta splendens (Siamese fighting fish)
Lineage: Eukaryota; Metazoa; Chordata; Actinopteri; Anabantiformes; Osphronemidae
Gene: zbtb8b
Product: zinc finger and BTB domain containing 8B
Exons: 5
Coding region: 143-1732 (529 amino acids)
Biological process (GO): regulation of transcription by RNA polymerase II
Molecular function (GO): DNA-binding transcription factor activity, RNA polymerase II-specific; RNA polymerase II cis-regulatory region sequence-specific DNA binding; protein binding
Source: RefSeq, a predicted model, not a curated record
UAAACGGGGAACGUCACCGGUUGCCUAUAGCGGAAGUUGUUCACUGGGUAUGGGACAAUGAACCUAAACAGCGCAAAUCUGUAGUAUCGGGCUACUAUUAAGGUUUUGCGAGGUUCAAACGUCUGAAUAUAAAGGUGUGACCAUGGAAGUGCCUUGCUACUUGCCCAAACUGCUGUUUGAGCUCAAUGAGCAACGUAAGCGUGACUUCUUCUGCGACUGUAGCAUCCUUGUCGAGGGCCGUGUCUUCAAGGCUCAUCGUAAUGUAUUAUUUGCUGGGAGUGGCUACUUUCGGGCUCUGCUGGUGCACUACCUGCAGGAUAGUGGGCAACGUUACAGCACAGCAUCUUUGGACAUUGUAACAGCUGAUGCUUUCUCGAUUAUCCUCGACUUCCUCUAUUCUGGCCGCUUGGGACUUAACAGGAGCAAUGUCAUUGAGGUGAUGUCAGCAGCCAGCUACCUGCAGAUGACUGACCUGGUGAACUUUUGUAAAAACUACAUACGCUCCUCUCUAGAAAUAUGCAGCAAAGAGAAGGAGAGGAGUGCAGAGAAGGAGGACCAGGCCCAAGAUGGAGGUAUGGGUCCAGCAGACAGUGGUACUCCUGCUGCAGCGAUGUCCAGUGGUGCAAGUGCUACCAAGCCUCACUCACAGUUUGCAGAGGCAGACAGAGGAUCUGGGUUAGGUUCAGAAAGUGUGACCUCAGCUAGAACCCCCCUAUCUAUCCCAACCGCCACCCCUCCAGGGACCAGCAGGGAUAUGGACAGUGACUACCAUUCCAGGGAGGAGUUUCCAUCCAGAAGUGAAAGACAGAAGGGACACAUGGAUCAGACUAACCUGUCAUCAUCCUCAUCUACUGCUUUGACCCCAGAGUUGGUUAACCCUAAAAUAGAGUAUGACCCUGAUGAGGAGCUAAUGGAGUCCCCUGAAACUAAAGAACUGGCUACAUAUCCUGGGCCCACUAUGCACAAUCCUCAUCAUAACAGGCUACUUCCCCCAAGUCCCUCUCACUCUAAUGAGCGCUCCUCCCUGGGCUAUGGCCCUUCAUUUAAUGCAAGGCAGCUAAUGGAGAUGCUAGCCAGAGGUGAAGGCCCCAGUUCUCUUGGAGACAGAAUGGGGCAGCGUUUUACUCAAGGACUCAGUAGCAGCACAGGAGGAGGCCGACUGGACGAAGGUUUGGGGUUUGUGGGGUCAUCUAUCAUGGAGAUCCAGUCUGAUUGGCUUGGAGAGGACACAGGUGAUGGUUUAGUAGUGCCAGUGAAGCUCCAUAAGUGUCCGUUCUGCCCAUACACUGCCAAGCAGAAAGGCAUCAUGAAGAGACACAUCCGCUGUCACACAGGAGAGAGACCCUUCCCCUGUCCAAUGUGCGGCAAGAGGUUCACACGGCAGGAACAUCUUCGCAGUCAUGCGCUUAGUGUCCACAGGCACUACUGGCCAGUGUCUUGUAAAAGCUGCAGGCGAACCUUCACUGGCGCCAGUGUUUCGCCCGGACUAAGACGCUUUGGUAUCUGCGAGAGCUGUAAUUGUGUGACCACCACUCAUGAUGACUCUGCCCCUGUUCACCCUGCCAGCCAGCAGGAACCCAUGGAACGGGCGGACGGAGGCACGGACUGGUCCAGUUUUAUGGACGAUGUCGAUGAGGUGGAGGUUGGCAGAGUAGAAGACUUGGUGGAGAAACAGAUGCUCGAAAGGCAGCUGGCUGUCUGCACUGAUGUAGAUCAUGCUCUGAAGUUGUAGCCUAUGGUAUCAUUCCUUCAUCUGUAAUUGAUGUUAAAUUAUUGCUGUAUUCUGACAUUAUUUAUUGACUCAUUUGUAGCCAGUAACUUUGUUUCAGACUAAGAUACUAUGCUACAGUAAUUUGCCUAAAUGCAAAUAGUUUUAUUGUUUUCACAGAAAUGAUAUGGUGUUUUUUCUGUACAUGGUUUGAUGAAAUCCACACUCCUCUGUAUGUUCUGUGUAUUUUGACCUUUUGCACAUAACUCAAAGUAGCUUCCUACAUGUUUUGAUACAAUUUGAGAUGGAAGUUCCCAUAUAAGCUUAUAAUAUUGUUCCAAUGAAUGUGCAGUGUAUCUGUUCUUCAUCUCAUGUCCACAUAUUCCAGCAGCUUUCCAGUGAAAAGGUUUAUUUAUCACAUAUUCAUUUCUCUGAGUGUCCUCUAGUGAUCAAGCACCUACUAGAGAAGAUUUGCUCAGUAAAUCCAGUGCAGCUGUGAAAAGGCAGUGUCUUGUUUGGUGUAAUAAUCACACUGUAUAUGACGUACGAUUACUCAUCAUAAUAAAAAUGCCUCACAUCUGA